Messenger RNA from Scomber japonicus (chub mackerel), 948 nucleotides. RefSeq names its product growth hormone-regulated TBC protein 1-A-like. The transcript has 7 exons. The record is from RefSeq and is a predicted model, not a curated record. NCBI's taxonomy places the organism in Eukaryota, Metazoa, Chordata, Actinopteri, Scombriformes, Scombridae. The coding region runs from base 13 to 948 and encodes 311 amino acids.
UCCUACAAGGACAUGAUGAAUGAGUACUUGGCUGUCCUCAACAGAAGAUCCAUGAGAUGGUCCAAGCUCCUUCAAGGGAAACCCCAUGUGGAGAAGAAUGUGACAGUGAAGAGGUAUGUGCGUAAAGGUGUGCCCAAUGAGCACCGAGCCAGAGUCUGGAUGGCAGCAAGUGGUGCCCAGGAACAACUUGACAGGAACCCAGGACACUACCAGUCACUGCUGGCAAUGGAGCAUGACACUCAGCUGAGGGAAACCAUCCAAACAGAUAUGCAUAGGACCUUUCCUGACAACAUCCUCUUCCAGAGCAAGGCAGAGCCGGGUCUACAGAGAGCUCUGUUUAAUGUGCUGCUGGCCUACGGACACCAUAAUAAAGCAGUGGGAUACUGUCAGGGCAUGAACUUUAUUGCAGGCUACCUCAUCAUCAUUACUAAUGAUGAAGAGAAAUCCUUCUGGCUCAUGGAUGCACUGCUGGGAAGGAUACUCCCAGACUACUACAGUCCAGCUAUGUUGGGGCUGAAGACUGACCAGGAGGUUCUUGGGGAUUUGGUGAAGACUAAAUCCCCUGCGAUAGGCCAGCUCAUGGACCAGUAUCCCGGCAUAUGGACCCUGUUGGUUUCGCGUUGGUUCAUCUGCCUCUUCAUUGACAUACUACCAAUUGAGACAGUUCUGCGGGUCUGGGACUGUCUCUUCUAUGAAGGCUCCAAGGUUCUUUUCCGUGUGGCGCUGACUCUCAUCCUUCACCACCAGCCUGAGAUCCUAAGAGCUCGAUCUUUGCCUGAUGUGUGUGAGUGCUUCAAACAGAUCACCAGUGGAGCUUUCACUCUGGACUGCCACACCUUCAUGCAGAGAAUCUUUACAGAACCUGGCAGUCUGUCUAUGGCAACUAUCGAUAAACUGAGAAACAAAUUCAGACAAAAAAUUCAGGAGGAGGAAUCUAGACAGCCCUGA